Priceomyces carsonii is the source of this 1413-nucleotide messenger RNA. It is a transcript of the gene SHM2, whose product is annotated as glycine hydroxymethyltransferase. Gene Ontology annotation, biological process: folic acid metabolic process; L-serine catabolic process; tetrahydrofolate interconversion. Gene Ontology annotation, cellular component: cytoplasm. The transcript has a single exon. The record is from RefSeq and is a predicted model, not a curated record. Gene Ontology annotation, molecular function: pyridoxal phosphate binding; cobalt ion binding; glycine hydroxymethyltransferase activity. The coding region runs from base 1 to 1413 and encodes 470 amino acids. Lineage: Eukaryota; Fungi; Ascomycota; Pichiomycetes; Serinales; Debaryomycetaceae.
AUGCCUUAUGCCUUAUCUGAAUCUCAUAAACAGCUAGUUGAAGGUCACUUAAAGGAUACUGAUCCUCAAGUUGAUCAAAUUAUAAAAGAUGAAAUCGAUAGACAGAGACAUUCUAUCGUCUUGAUUGCAUCUGAAAAUUUCACUACUACCGCAGUGUUCGAUGCCUUAGGAACCCCAAUGUCUAAUAAGUACUCUGAAGGCUAUCCUGGAGCCAGAUACUAUGGUGGUAAUGAACAUAUAGAUAAGAUGGAACUUUUAUGUCAAGACAGGGCUUUGAAGGCUUUCGGUCUCACACCAGACAAGUGGGGAGUUAACGUACAGACAUUGUCCGGCUCUCCUGCCAACUUGCAAGUCUAUCAAGCUAUUAUGAAGCCUCAUGAGAGAUUAAUGGGUUUGGACUUGCCACAUGGGGGACAUUUAUCACAUGGUUACCAAACUGAUUCUCGUAAGAUAUCAGCUGUUUCCACUUACUUUGAGACAAUGCCCUACAGAGUUGAUCUUGAAACUGGCUUGAUCGACUACGACAUGUUGGAAAAAACCGCAGUUUUGUACAGACCGAAGGUUAUAGUCGCUGGAACUUCAGCUUAUUGUCGUUUGAUUGACUAUAAGAGAAUGAGAGAAAUUGCAGACAAAGUGGGCGCUUAUUUAGUUGUUGAUAUGGCACACAUUUCUGGUUUAGUUGCUGCUGGUGUAAUCCCGUCCCCAUUCGAGUAUGCUGAUAUUGUAACUACUACUACACACAAAUCUUUGAGGGGUCCAAGAGGUGCAAUGAUUUUCUUCAGAAGAGGUGUUAGAUCUGUGAAUCCAAAAACUGGCCAAGAAAUUAUGUAUGAUUUGGAAAAUCCAAUUAAUUUUUCUGUUUUCCCUGGACACCAAGGUGGUCCUCAUAAUCAUACCAUUGCGGCUUUAGCUACUGCUUUGAAGCAAGCCUCUACUCCUGAGUUCAAAGAAUAUCAAGAGCAGGUCUUGAAGAAUGCUAAAGUCUUAGAAGAGGAGUUUAUCAAGAGAGGUUACAAAUUAGUCUCCCAUGGUACCGACUCUCACAUGGUAUUGGUUUCUUUGAAGGACAAGCAUAUUGAUGGUGCUAGGGUUGAAACUAUCUGCGAGAACAUCAAUAUUGCCUUAAACAAAAAUUCCAUUCCAGGUGAUAAGUCUGCUUUAGUACCAGGGGGUGUAAGGAUUGGUGCUCCUGCAAUGACAUCCAGAGGCUUGGGAGAAGAGGACUUCAAAAGAAUAGUGUCUUACAUUGAUUUUGCGGUCAACUACGCUAAGGAUUUACAAGCUCAAUUACCUAAAGAGGCUAACAAAUUGAAAGACUUCAAGGCAAAGGUUAUUAACAGUGAUGAUCCUAAAUUGAAGGCAGUCAAAGCCGAGAUAUCGGAAUGGGCUGGUGGUUUCCCUUUAGCAGUUUGA